AUGACUAAAAAUCCUACAAAAGCAGAGCUGAAGGCAGAAAUUAGCAAAAUACUGAAGGAUGCCAAUCUGGAAGAAACAGCGGCCAAGAAAGUGCGCCUACAGCUCGAACAAAACUUGAAAUGCGAUCUGUCGAAUCGUAAGAAGGAAGUUGACGAUCUAGUAAUGGACUACGUAAAUUCACAAGCUUCCGAUUCCGAUGAAGACGACGAUGACGAGGACGACGAAGACGAGGACUAUACAGGUAACGGCAAGGGUAAAAAUAAUCGUAAGGCAGAGGAAAAUAGUGACUAUGAGGAGGAGGAAGAUGAAGAGGAUUUAUCCGAGGAGGAAAACCCGAGAGCACGCAAAAGCGGUGGAAAACGCGGAACGCCGGCAAAACGGGGUCCAGCCAAGAAGAAGAAACGCACAUCCAAUAGCGAUGACGAGUCCGAUGAUGACGAUGAGGAACAGGGUAGCGACGAUGACUACAAACCUCAAGCAGUCGCUAAAGGGGGCAAGGGUGGUAAGAAAAAAAGGAACAACUCGGAUUCAGAUUCGGGAAGCAGGAAACGAUCAAAACCAGCGGCUAAACCGAAGCAGGCUGGUGGGGCCAAGAAAUCAAGUGGAUACACACGACCGUACACACUGUCCGCAGAUCUGGCGGCAAUAUGCGGUGCAGAAUCGUUGCCUCGACAUGAGGUAGUGAAAAAAAUUUGGGCCAUCAUUAAGGAACGUAAUCUGUACGAUCCGAAAAACAGACAGUUUGCCAUCUGCGAUGCGGAUCUGCAGAAGGUGAUCGGCGUCAAGCGAUUCCGUACGUUUGGUAUGCUUAAAUAUCUUAAGCCCCAUUUUAAGGAUUAG
Molecule: messenger RNA, 840 nt
Organism: Anopheles marshallii
Lineage: Eukaryota; Metazoa; Arthropoda; Insecta; Diptera; Culicidae
Gene: Non2
Product: mitotic apparatus protein p62
Exons: 2
Coding region: 1-840 (279 amino acids)
Cellular component (GO): nucleus
Source: RefSeq, a predicted model, not a curated record